GCUCGUGCUGUGGGAGCAUGGGCCCGUUUUCGUCGACGAGAUGCUGGCAUACAGGCUGGCAUUGCGCAUGUUGGGGCUUCUCCGGAUUCGAGUUCCUCAGAACAUGCUGGCUUUGCACACAGUGGGGAUGCUCCGGUUUCGAGUUCCUCAGCUUAUGGUGCUUCUGUUCCACAGCCGGUUGUUGGUGCGCCGGCUGUCACUUCUUAUGUUCAUCCGCGGGUGCUUGCCUGGUCGGCUCGGCUGGCUGGCUCCACCCGUCUUGCUCAGUGUCGAAAGGGGGCGCGGCUGGGUCGCCGUGCCGCUGCGCAACUCUGGGCUCUUUAUGGCAGAGGGCGUCUUCGUUCUCCUCGUGGGCGACUUCCCUUUGCUGGUGCUUUGGUGUGUACAGGAGGGCGGCCUGCUUGUCAACAUGGCAGCGAGAGAUGAGGCUGUUGAUGAUGAAGCUGGGGCUUGCAAUGCUUCGGCUUGGUGCUCCGACCAUGGCGCCGGUGGAGGAUCGGCGGUGGGAGCUUGUGGUGGUAUUGGGGCCGGGGGCGCUUUGGCUUGUGGCUGUGGCUGCGGCGCUUUCGCUGAGGAUGGAUGUGGAGCUGGGCCCGGUGCCGCUUUAGCUCCCGAUGCUGGUUGCGAUCUUCUUCGUGGCGGUGCUGGCCGUGAUCCGCUCCGUGGGGGCGCCGGCGGCUCCAGCGCUACGCGCCGCAAGCGCACGGAGAAACUUUUGCAAGGUCUUCAUGUGCUUCUUGAGGACUGGGGCAAUGACGAGGAGGCCGAGCACGGAGCUGAGGAUGGGGCUGAGGAGCUUUUUCGUCAGCUGGAGCAGUUGCUGUGGGAUCGUCCUUCGGACCCUUUUGCUGCGCUGCAGCGCUUGAUGCUGGCCUGGUCGGGUGAGCGAGCUCCACCUGCUGCUGAGGACUGGUCGGUGCAGACGGCCAAGAAGCAGGGUGGGCAAGGGCAAGCGCCGCCCCCUCGCGUUCCCCGUGCUGCCGGCAAAGGCUCAGGCAAGACUUCGGGCAAAGGUGCCGGCAAGAGCAAAGGUGCGAGCGGCAAGGGUCAUGCGGGUGCUCCGCGUGAGUCGGCUGCCGAUUCCGCUGCAUUGUUUGCACAUUGGAAGCCGCGGCCUCAGGACUGGUCUCCUUCGCCGGUCCUUGUGCAGUCUGUUGCCGACUUCUUGCAGGACACUAGGAAGGAUGCUGUUGCUUUGGUGACCGAUGCUAAUGAGCUGGAGCGCUUUCGCACGGUUGUGCAGAGCUCUGACUGCGGACCUGACCUCACGCUCUUGGUUCCCUCUGCCCUCCUGAAAGCCGAGAGAGAGGAGUUUACCGAGGCCGAGUGGCAAGUGCAGCGAGUCCCGGGCGAUUGGCAGGGCCGGGUUCGUGUCGUUUCGCUUGCCGUUGCUCACUUUAGUGAUGAGGCUCCCCGGCUGAAGCCCGCGGCUUCUGCGCCUCAGGUGCCAACGCCGCAGCAGACCGUUGUGCUUCGUGUUCAUGCAGACUGGGUCUAUGCUGGACUUGCUGAGCAAGCUUGGAAUGGGAUGACUAAGGCGCCUGGGGCUCACUUUCGGAAGUGGGCUGAUGCCGCCUUCCAAGGAUGCAAGGACACUUGGUCCUGGAGCCUUGUCAAGGGCUCAACUGUUGAGGGCCUGUGCCGCGUCAGUGCUAGCCGGGCCGCGCUUGCCAUGAGCAUGUCUGGCUCCCGUUGCGCCGGCAUGCGGUGGUUUGUGUCCAACGUGCAUCGCGAUCAGGAGCUCCCGACUGUGCCCGGGCUUACGGUACAUUGGGUUGACUGGGAAGAAGGUGAGGAUUGGCCGGCUUAUGUUAGUCGGUGCAGCCGUGGUGCCCAGCCUGCUGACUUUGGGCUUGCUCGUGGGCAUCGGCAGCUUGGUGUGCGCAAGGCCUCCACUCCUGAGGACCUGGCGCGGCCCAAGGUUGUGCGCAGGAGAUGGCGGGCGACCGGUGUCCCCCGUGAUUGGAGUCUUGAGGACAUUCAGGGCUAUGUGACGGGUGUGGGUUGGAGAAUGUUGAGAUUGAGGAGAGGUCUCCCUGGAGAGGCACCUCUGCUUGACCUUGAGGACGGUGCUCUCGAGCUGACGCGUCUUGGUGGUGACCGCCCGGUGCGCAAUGAUCGUGCUCUCCCUCUUGAGCUCAAGCAGGUCUUCAAGCCUGCUCGGCAGGGUCCCAAGGACCGGCUUAAGUCUGAGCGUCCUCGUCCUGCGCGUGCUGGCGCUGAUGCUGAAGAGCCGGAGGGGAGCAUGGCAGUUGAUGCUGGCAAUGACCGCCCGAGGUUGGAUGAUGGCAAGUCCCUGCCGGCUUCUACUGCUGCUGUUGGUGGCCCUCACAAGCGGCCGCGAGCCGAAGCUGCUGCUUCCACACUGUUGCUUCCCGGCGGGCUGAAGCUAUGCGACAAUGCCGGCCAGGGCGAGUGCCUCUUCUUGGCCUUGGCUGAUACGCUUCAGCAUCAGGGCCGCUCCAAGCGGAGCGCUGCGGAGUUGAGGAACCUGGUCGUGACUCAUUUGAGGAGACACAAGGCUACUUACGCUGGCUUCUGGCGGGGUGACGCGCCGAGUGCCGAGCAGGAGCCCAUGCUCGAUGAAGGUUUUGAUGCUUAUCUCCUUAGGCUCAGCAAGCCUGGGGCCUGGGCCGGCAGCAUCGAACUCGCCGCGGCCGCGGCUACACUUGCGCAGCAGAUCUUCGUCUUUCGGCCGCACCCCGACCGUGCGGGCGAGUUUGACAUCCGGGUCUUCGGUGCCCCUGGCUCCAAGACGCCUCUUGCCCUUUGGUUUCGAGAUCGUCACUAUCAGGCGCUUGUGGGCGAAAGCGCUGACCUUGAGAGUGCCUCUGCGGGGGCCGUCAAAGCUGAGAUUGGUGACCCUGCUGAACGUGGUGGCGCUCCUUCUGCCGGGCGAGCUGCUUCUUCCUUGGGUGGCCGGACCCCUGUCUCGACGCUUGGUGGUUGCACUGCUGGGCCUGCUGCCCCCUCUUCCGUUGGUGGCCAGACGCGGUGCUCCCCUCCGGCUGCCCCCUCUUUGAUUGGUGGCAAGUCGCGGUGUGCUUCAGCUCCUUCGCUCAAGCGAGGCCGGGACGUUGUGCCUGCAGGUGCUGCCGAGGCCGAGGAAAGUGAGCCGGCUCCGAAUAAGCGAGCCAUCUGCCAGCGUAGGUUUCGUGAGAAUCCUUUGGUUCGCGGAGGCAGGCCUCGCUUCGAGUGUGAUCUCUGUGAUUUCGCCUUUGAAGGCUCCAGGGCUGCGGUUACCAGUGCCAGGCACCACCACCUUGUCCGGUUUCAUGACGGCGUUGGGUUGCCUGGGGCCAUCAGGGUAGACUAUGGUGUGUUUCGGCAACUUCGCAAAGAUGAGUGCACUGCUGAGCGCUACAAGUGGAAGUGCCCGCUGUGUCGGUUUGGGCUGCCUGAAGGUGUUGAGGUGAGCAAGCAUGCCAAGGAGGUCGCGACCGCGCGGCACAGGCAGCAGCGGCACCCUGGCAUCACCAAUGCCUCUUUCCAGCAAGCCGCGUGUCAGCAGGCCCAGGCUCGCCAGCGUGCUUUGGCCAGGGGGACCAAGCAUGGCUUUCCCGCGGAUCAACUUGAGAGCCUCUUCCAGGAGGCGUGCGCAGCAUUGGCCAAGGCUGCGCCGCGGGUCCAGGCCGUGGCUUCGAUCUUUGCUGAUGAGCGCUUGGCGGUGCUUGCAUUGCAGGAGAUUGAUCUCAAUGCUCACUCACUUGGCAAUGUCACCGCUGGAGUGUGCUCCUGUGCACUUGAGGGUAUUGCCGAUCCAUCGCGUGUUGCUGCUGUCACCACUGAGCUGCGGUGUGGUCACUCGAUUCGCAAGGUUGUCUUGUGCUCUCUUUACGGCCAUGCCGAGGAUGUUGAGGCGGCUUCGGCCCUUGCUCGUGACGUGCUGGUGCAGCUGAAUGCUUCGGGCUUCUCCUGGGUUGCGCUGGGCGAUUUCAAUGUGACGGUCGAGGAGGCACCCUGGGCAGGCACCCUUGCUGCCCUUCCUUUUGCCAGGGUUCUUGACAACGACUUCCUCGAGUGCGGGCCCUUGCCGGCCACCUCCCCAAGCCGCAUUCGGAGGAUCGAUUACGCUGUGUCUUCCAGAUUGGUCGUUGCCACGGAGGUUUGCGGCUUUUGUGGUUGUGCCGAUCACCUGGGGACGGCUUACACCCUUGACCUUGAGUCCCCUGCCGGCUUUGUUCCGCCCGCUCGCUUGGCGUUAGCUGAGGUCGAAGUUGACGAAGCGAGGUGGGCUCGCAUCUGGCGUGCUCGAGCUCGCAGCUUUCGUGAAGCUUUGAAGGUCGACUGCACUGGGGCCUGGGAGCUCCUGUCUGCUGCUGCUGAGGAAGCGCUCGCUGGUGAGGGUGUUGAGGCUGUGCCCGGGGUGGUUGCGCGGCACGCGCUCUGGUCUCCUAGACGUCCCCGGGAUAAGCAUCGGGCCGCGGCUGGCGUUGAAUCCCUUUUGCUGGCUCGCCUCCGGCGCCUGCAUCGGCGGCUGGCGCAUCUUGCUCGGGUGCCCGCUGAUGCUCCCUUGCUUCGCAAAGUGCGGGGUGAUCUUCAUUUCGCUGCUGAGACCUUUCCGGAGCUUCGUGCUUUCGCUGACGCCAAUCCGCUUGAUGCGUUGGAGUCCGUUGCCGGGAUUGUUAAGCUUGUGGCUGAUGACGAGAGGCGGGCGGCCCUGCGGCGCUGGCUAGCCACCACUUCGGAUGACUUUGGUGCUCAAUGCUCCUGGGUCCGCCGCCGCUGUGCUUUGGAGGAAGCCGCUGAUCGGCCCUCUGUGCCUUUGGGGGACCUGGAUCCUCGGGUCGUCACUGCCCCUACUGAGGUGCUCAAGCAGGCCGAAUCUGAGUGGGCUCCUCGCUGGACGGCCCGUCGCGAUCGUUCCGAUGCUGCCGUGCUGCAUGCGCUUCGUGCCCUUCCUGAAGUUCCUCAGUGUGCGUGGCAAGUCACUUUUGACGGCCCGAGUCUUCGUGGCAUGGCUCGGUCCAUGAAGGGCAAGGCCCCGGGGGUGGACCAGUGGAGGGCUGAGGAGCUGUUGCUUUUGCCGCCUCCCUUCUGGCAGUCCUUGGCUGAGCUUUGGCAAAGCAUCGCUGACAGAGGCGACGUGCCGCGCCCUUGGCAGAGAGUGCGCAUUGCUUUGUUGCCCAAGCGGCAGGGAGGCACUCGUCCUCUCUCGCUCCUUUCUGUUGUUUGGAGGCUGGGUGCUAAGCACAUGUUGCACCAGCUCGAUGCUUGGGUGGGCCAAUGGCUUGACCACACUUCUUGCGGCGGUGUGCCCGCUCGGUCCGGCAAGGAUCUUGUCUACCAGCUCUUGGCCGGCAUGAGGGAGCAUUCGCAAUCUGCCGUGGUUGCUCAGGACUUGGCCAAGUACUUUGAUGCCAUUGACGUCAGAGACUUGAUGGUUGUGCUCAGGCGGCUUGCUGCGCCUCCCCAACUGGUUGCUGUGGUUCAGGCGCUGUACGAUGGUCAGGAGCGCCUGUUCAGCCGAUCGGGCUUUCUUUCAGGGAGCUGGGUUCAGGCUUCUAGGGGGUUGUGUCAAGGUUGCCCUCUCAGCCCGUUGCUGGCCGCUGCCGUGCUUCGUGGGUGGUCGGCGCUUCUUGGCACAGCUGGCGCUAGGGCUGCCUCCUUUGUCGACGACAGGUACUUUUGGGCGAGCAGCUCCGACACACUCUGCUCUGCCAAAGCCCUGGGCGACGAGUACGACACUGCCUUUGGUUUUCACUGUGACAGCAGGAAAUGUGCCAUCGCGGCGUCUUCGGCCUCUAGCAUUGCUGGUGAAGUCGCGGCCGUCUGCGGCUACUCUCGGGUUGAGCAGCUCACGAUCCUGGGCCUCACCCUUGACUUUGGGCAGGAAGGUGCUGCUGUGCCUGCUGCUUUCGCUCUUUGCCACGUGCGUCGCAGGCUGAGGUUGGUUGCUGUGCUUACUCGCAGCUUCAUCGCGCGCCGCGCGUUGAUGCGCCGCUUGGUCAUGCCGAUGAUCACUUGGGCUGGUGCCUUUGGGGUUGUUUCUGCCGAGGAUGCCCGGGCUCUUCGACGGGACUUUCUGUUCAGGGUUGGUUCUGCAACCGCGCGGGACAAGGCAGUUCCGCUCUGCUUGGCUGUCGUGGGCUAUGAGUGCGACCCGUGCUUCAUGCGCCACUGGUCGGUGCUGCAUGAGCUCAUUCGGCUCCGCUCUCGCACCCGUGCUUGGCAGGAUACUGCGCCGCUUUCCGUUGCGCUGAGGCCGCUUGGGCAGACCCUGCCGAUCGUCUCUUCGAUCCUGCGGGAGCUUGGUUGGCAGCUUUCGGCUGAUGAAAGGUCCUCCACUCUUGGCUCGCUGACUGACUUCCACCGCCGGGCUGACGUUAGGAGCUGCGGUAGGCUCAGGCUGGACUACCACCGGUCCGAUCAGGGCCUUGCGACAGGUCCGUCGUUGCCUGUCCCUGCUGAGCCGUUGUGCCUCUUCGCUGGCCACCACAAACUCUACGGUACGGGCUCUCGUGCGUUGGACAAGUUGUGCCUUGGCCAUGGUUGCUCGGCCUGGGAUAGGCAGAAAGCCCAGCACCUGGAGGUGCUGCCGUCAUGCGUGUGUGGAUUGGAGGCACCCAGCAGGCCUCACUUGCUGUGGGGGUGUGCCCACUUUCCUCAGUGCUCUGCUGCAGUGGGUGCGCCUCGCGAUCGCAUUCAGGAGCGGUUGCUUGGCUGUGCUGUCCCUGAGUGGCCUGCCCCGCCGCCGGUGAUUGACACUUCCGAAGUCGUCGAAGACCUUGCCGAGGCACUGCGCACUGCAUGGGUCCCUGAGAGGCCCUGGCUGCAUGUCGCCACCGAUGGCUCCUGUCAUGCUGAAGUUGCUUCCUUCUCUGUCGUUCUUGACCAGGGGACAGAGGUCGCUGCAGGCGUGGAGGGUGAAGACCAGUCUGCGUACAAGGCCGAGCUGAGUGCCCUUGCGCUGCUCGUCAGAGCUGCGCUCUGCCUCGAGGUCGUGGGCACACUGUGGGUGGUCGUGGAUUGCAAGUCUUUGCUGGAUGCCGUGGCGGGGCGCGGUUCUCUCAGCGCUCUGGUGUCGCAGAUCACUGCUGGCCUUGCCGUGCUGAAUGCCAGGGGUUUGCUUCUUAAGCUUGAGUGGGUUCCGAGCCAUGGCAAGCCCGCUGCUCUCUGCUGGGAGGUUGCUGCCUUGCAAGCUGCCUCGCUGGCGGCUGGCAGGACUUCGCUUGAAGGCAUCCUGUUGGUCGCAGUAACACAAAAGGAGUCUGCCGAGCCGGGCAACUACGGAGUCGGCUUCUCCCAAGCUGCUCUCUGCGUUUUCUUCUUCCUGCUCAUGUUCGGAGAGAUGGCUUGGCUUCGCCGGAGAUAUGCCUGGGAAGACAUUGUGUUUGCUGGGCGGGAAUUCGAGCAGAUUGCACGGAAAAACAACGGGUCUGAGUGGCGGGACAAAGCGGAGCAGGACGUAGGAGGGCGUGACAAGCUGAUUUCUCGCAUUUUGAAUGAUUUACAAGCUAAGUAUGGUCCAACAUGGAUGGAUAUGAAGGAGGAGGAUGUGGUUGUUGACAUGACUGAGGAGCCACAGGUCGUCGUCGUUUACGCUGUAAGCAGCCGGUUCCGUCUGAUCCUGGGAAUGCUGAACUGGCGGGUGUAG
Molecule: messenger RNA, 7597 nt
Organism: Symbiodinium sp. CCMP2456
Lineage: Eukaryota; Dinophyceae; Suessiales; Symbiodiniaceae
Source: the annotation of a GenBank genome assembly